UGGGAGCCCGUUGGAAAUGCCAACGACUUCCACAAGUUCCUCGGGCACUUCCGGUUCCACAGGUUCUAUAUAGUCUUCUAGUCAAAUGGCGGGCGCGCAGUUCAGCCCGUUGACCCCGCGUGAGAGGGAGCUCAGAGAGAUCCAGCAGGUCGAGAGGUUCCACCGUAAGUUAGAGCAGGACCUGAAAGACGCUACUGAUAGAGAAAAUGCGAUGAAAACUAGAGCAGCCAGGCUUCAAACUUUAGAGGCUGACAAGGCUGAAUUAGAGGGCUUGGAUGAGUCAUCAUUGACUAACCCUCUGAAAGUAUUGACGAAGAAUAUGCUGCCAUUGCACGCACACAUGGACAACAAAUUAGACUUCAUGCAAAGCACUCUAGACCAGAUCCUGGAUGCAUUGGCAAGGCUAGGAUUCCGGCCACCGGCACAAUCGUCGUUGCCGUUAUCGGCGAUGUCAGGCCCCUUUCCGGUUCAAGCUGGCACACAGCCAAGUGGCACAUCUGCAGCAGCCGCACAGACUGUUGCAUCUUCUUCUUCGGGUCCAGCGGUGGUUGCUACACCACCGCAAGAGGCUAGUCCUCAACAAGGACAGCCGCAAGGUCAAUGGUACCCUAAGACCCCAUUGAAACCACCUCUUGCCUUCUCAGGCGUGAGAAAGGACGAGGAACUCAACACAUGGUUGAGGACCGUCCCGGUUUGGGUGAAGGGAAAGAGGACCUUGCCUGAGGACGAAGUGGUAACCGCUGCAUCUUACCUCGAGGGUAAGGCAGCCAAAUGGCUAGAUGGUGUAGUGAUAAAGGUCGGGUAUGGGAAACGCAUGGCGGACUGGGCUGAGUCUCUGACGUUAGACCAGUUCAUGGAAAUGGUAGAAGCUCGCUGGCAUAAUCCACAGGAGGCACAGAAAGCCACUGAUGCGAUAAACAAGUUGGACCAACGAAAGUUCAAAUCGGUGAUAGAGCUUACGACGACCGUUGAGAGUCUGAUCCUCAUCCCAGGCAUUAACUACAGCGACCAGUUCCUCUUGACGACGUUUGUCAAAUGUCUCCCAGAGAACAUCAGAAACUUAGAGGCCUGUGAGGCACACACUAAGUACCACUCGUUUGAGACAUUGUCUAUGAAAGCCUUAGACUUAGAGGCCACGCUAGGCAAUGCUCAACCCACCUCAGGAAAUGACUCAAAGAAGAAGAAGAGUCCUCAGGAGUGGAAAAAGAUGGGGGCGAAGUUGAUGGUGGUGGAGUCCGAUGGGACCCAAACUGAAAUCGACGAGCUCACUGACCUGAUGGGCUACACAGAGUUUGACGGCGAGGAGGUAGCUGAGGGUAGCACCCUCGUCGCAGUAGUGAAGACUAAGGCAGGUGGCCGAGGGAAGGGCCAACCUAGGAGUCAAGGGAAGGCUGCCUCCAAUUAGACCAAGCAGGCUGAGUGGGUUAAGGUAGGUCUUGAUCAAGACGUGUGGCGUGAUCGCCGAGUGCGUGGCGCUUGCAUCAAUUGC
Messenger RNA from Chara braunii, 1489 nucleotides. NCBI's taxonomy places the organism in Eukaryota, Viridiplantae, Streptophyta, Charophyceae, Charales, Characeae. The record is from the annotation of a GenBank genome assembly.